Molecule: messenger RNA, 3333 nt
Organism: Salvia splendens (bonfire salvia)
Lineage: Eukaryota; Viridiplantae; Streptophyta; Magnoliopsida; Lamiales; Lamiaceae
Product: protein WEAK CHLOROPLAST MOVEMENT UNDER BLUE LIGHT 1-like
Exons: 2
Coding region: 131-3046 (971 amino acids)
Biological process (GO): chloroplast avoidance movement; chloroplast accumulation movement
Cellular component (GO): cytosol
Source: RefSeq, a predicted model, not a curated record
AUAUGUCCAAAUUUUUAUUCAUAGCAUACAGAUAGAUUUCCUACAAAUUUUGGUUUCUUACAAACUCUAACUGAUCAUAUUUCACAGAUGGUUAGCUUCUCCUAGCAUUCUAUCAUAAUAAGAGGGUGCUAUGAAUUCCGACGACGAUGACUCCCCGUAUGCUUCACCUACCCUUGACGAUAACGCGUCAAAUAAUACUAACGCGUCAUCACCUCGAAGCAGAGCUUCGCCACAAGGGCUAGAUGACGAGAACAAACCGUCUAAUUUUUUCUCAAAUUCCGAAGAAAGAGCUGCUCUUGAACGCGCAGUCGCCUCUCUAGAAGACGAGAAAAACUCAUCUGUUGGUGUCUCAAGUUCCGAUGUUUCAAGUUCCGUAAACAGAGCUGAUUAUCCUUCGGAAGAUGUGAAAACAAAGGCACCACUUGUCGUUGUUUCUGAAGAUAGACCAGUCAAGUGUUUAGAAGACGACGACACAUCUGAUGUUUCAUCGUCUAAAGGCAAAGCUUCACCAGCCGCGGUUAUAUCAGAUACAAAGGCUGCUGACGUUUCAUCGUCUAAAGACAAAGCAUCACCUGCCCCGGUUAUAUCAGAUAACAAGGCCGCUGAUGCUUCAACGGCCAAAGACAGUGCUCCGACGCCUCAAGGUAGAGCUUCUCCUGCAGUGGCAUUAAUGUCUUCAGAAGAUGAGAACAAAUCAGAUAGUGUUGUUCCAAAAGCUGAAGAGAGUAACAAGAAAAAAGAAACUUAUUUUACGCAAUCAGAAGCCAAGUCAGACGCAGUUCCGCCCUCUCCGGUUGUAUCUAGUGAAAAAGAAGCUCCGAGCGUACUCAUGGUACCAGAAGACGGAGAUCCUCCUGGAAAUGCUAGCCUUUACAGUUUUCCGACGUAUGGAGAAUCCAAGUCUUCGAGUGCGUUGGAAUUGAAAACUAGCAGAAACGACGUUGCCAAUGGACACGCAGUGAAAGAUGACAAGGCAGAAAGCAAAAUUGUUGCACGGCCAUCUACAGAUGAUGACUGCGUGGCUGCGGUACCAUCUCCGCACCACAGGAGAUGUGUUAGUGUUGACAUUGCCAAAAUUCCUGCUAAUUAUAGUAACAGUACUCCGAGUCCAAAAACCGAUUUGGGUAGAGCCCGAACACAUAUUGACACAAGACCACCCUUCGAAUCUGUGAAGGCAGCCGUCUCAAAGUUUGGGGGGAUCGUCGACUGGAAGGCCCAUCGUGUGCAUACCGUGGAGAGACGGAAGUACAUUGAACAAGAGCUUGACAAAGCACAGGAGGAAAUGCCGUCGUGUAAGCAACUAUGUCAGGCAGCGAACGAGGCGAAAAUUCAAGUCCUGAAACAGCUAGAAAGCACUAAAAGACUGAUUGAAGAGUUAAAGCUUAAUCUUGAAAGAGCGCAAACAGAGGAGCAGCAAGCAAAACAAGAUUCUGAACUUGCGAAGCUGAGGGUGGAGGAGAUGGAGCAAGGGAUUGCUGAUGAGGCUAGCUUUGCUGCAAAGGCACAGCUUGAGGUCGCCAAGGCACGGCACGCUGCUGCAGUUGCGGAGCUCAAAUCUAUCAAAGACGAGCUCGAGCAGCUCAGACGAGACUAUGACUUACUGAUAGCUGAGAAAGAAGCAGCUGAGAAAAAAGCUGAAGAAGCUCACUUUGCUUCUAAACAAGUUGACAAGUCAGUCGAGAGUUUGACAAUCGAACUCAUUACUCUGAAGCAGUCGCUAGAUUCUGCACAUUCUGCACAUCUGGAGGCCGAGGAGCACAGAAUCGGAGCAGUUAUGGCUAAAGAGCAAGACAGUCUUAACUGGGAGGUGGAACUGAAACAGGCUGAGGAGGAGCUCGAGAAACUAAAUCAGCAAAUGAUUACAACGAAAGAAUUGAAAUCAAAGUUGGCUGAAGCUAUGACACUGCUGCAGGAUUUGAAGGCUGAAUUGGCUGCUUAUAUGGAAUCCAAAUCAGAUGAAACCGGCAGCGAAGAUCCACUUAAAGAGCCUUUGACAAAAACUCGCGCAGACUUUGAGACUGCUAUCAAUGCAGCAAAGAAGGAGCUUUCAGAUGUAAAGCUCAAACUCGAGAGAGCAACAAAGGAGGAAAAUAUUUUGAAGGUGGCCUCCGCAUCAUUGAAAUCACAACUCGAGAAUGAAAAUGCGGAGCUUCAGGCCAUCCAGGAAAGGGAAGGAACAGCGUCCGCUGCAGCUACGUCUCUCCACGCGGAGCUGAACAGGAUCAAGUCCGAAAUCAAUGCCAUACGGAUGAAGGAGGAAGAGGAAAGAGAGAAACUGGUUGACCUUCCCUUGCAAAUGCAGAAGGCAGCUGAAGAAGUAGAACAAGCAAAGGAGCUAGCAAGAACAGCUGGCGAGGAGCUCAAGAAAGCGACAGAUGAAGCAGAGGAGGCAAAAGCAGGUGUGAGCACGAGGGAGGGCAAACUGCGCGCAGUUCAGAAAGAAAUCGAAGCUGCAAAGGCAGCCGAGAGGCUGGCACUGGCAGCUAUAAGCGCAUUGCAGGAAAGUGAAUCUGCUCAAAGGAACGUGGAUGAGGAUUCAGUAAACGGAAUCACACUAUCUUUAGAAGAGUAUUACGAGCUGAGCAAGAGGGCACACGAGGCUGAGGAGCAAGCAAACAUGAGGGUGGCUGCAGCUAUGUCUCAAAUAGAGGCGGCCAAGGAGUCAGAGCAGAAGAGCUUGAAUAAACUGGAGGAAGUGAGCCAGGAUAUGUCUAAGCGGAAGGAUGCACUUGAGAUUGCAUUGCAGAAGGCCGAAGCAGCCACAGAGAGGAAACUGGGUGCUGAACAGGAACUACGAAACUGGAGAGCUGACCAAGAACAGAAACGGAAGAAUGCUGAGUCCGCUACCUCAGCCACAAAUACCGGUAAGAGUUCAAAAGAUGGGAAAGAUUCUAAGAAUCAAAAGUCUCCCAAGUCAGGCUCCAGCAAAGGCACAGACACUCAAGAUGGGAAAGCUGGAAAGAAGAAGAAGAAAUCAUUCUUCCCGCGAAUCUUCAUGUUCCUGGGAAGAAAGAAGUCAUCGCAUUCGUCUUCGAAGGGAGAGUAAUUUAUCUUUCUCAUUUACAACCAUUAUUGCUUCACUAUAGCUCUGCCACUAUGAUUCAACCAAAUUGAAUUAUACUGACUAUAUGUCAGGUUUAUAGGAGAGGACCAGAGUGACUGUUAUGUUAUCAUCUGUUGUAAAAGUACUCUCUGUAAAUCUUUGAAUAGCCUACUAGAAAUUUGAUUUUUUUUUAUGAAUAAUUUAGUGAUUUAUGGCAUUCAGAAAAUGAGAAGUCGUCCUCUUUGACAAGUUGCUUUUCUCUCUCUUUCAAGUUUCAGGGAAUAACCUUA